AAUCUCGCUGCCUAUGUCGCCCCUUUUCCCGUAGCCGUGCGGUGAUUACGUCCCGCUUCGGUUGCCACUUUCCUCCUGACUGCGCCAUUCCUUAGCAGCCUGGGGUGCGCAGCCGGUGGGCACGCUGCGGUCAGAGCGGUGUAGCCGAGCCGCCGUUAUUAUAGUAAGUAGGCUGCCGUGCGCAUCUCGAAUCCGUCUGUUUGUUGUACGUGUACUCUACUCUUCUGCGCCUUCAAGCCAACCCAACAUGUUUCUCAGUGUCAAGGAACGCGCGCGCCAAAUCGCACUAGGCCAAUUCACUGCGCCGACCACAAGCGCGCCUUUGAUCGAUCUUGCGCCUGAGCCAGUACCUGCACCUGCGCCACCGAGAACGACGGGAGCAAAAGACGCGACGCAGAAAGCUGCCGCCGAGUCGAAGAAGACGAAAGGCUCCAAGGGUGCGCCAACGAAGGAACCUACGCCAAAGGUUGCGCCGCCACUGAAAGCGCCUGCGAAAGCUGCACCACCAAAAGCCACACCCGCGCCGGCCUCCAGGGCGACACCCUCAAGGACGACCACAGCACCCCCGGAAGCACCGACACCAAAGAAGGCGUCUUCAAAGUCAAAGAUAACGAAGGAGCCACCUACACCCACCACAGAAGCACCCCCAUCGAAGAAAUCCUCUUCAAAAUCAAAAACUACCAAGGAACCCUCCUCCCCCAAGCCUGGCUCCUCAAAACCAGCGAGGGAACCCCCGUCCCCCAGAUUCGGCUCCUACAUGUCCCCAUGGUCAUCCUCUGCCAAACCCCCUCCCUCGCCAAAACCCGAGUCACAAAAAUCCAAAUCCUCUUCGACGUCCAAGUCUAAAUCCUCCUCAUCCUCCAAACCCAAACGCGCCAAAUCCCCACCCAAGCGCGUCGACUCGCCCCUCGCCUCCUCGGACGACGAAGACGACGAUCCCCUCUCCGCGCUCAAGUCGGCGUGCCUCAAGCAAAUAACCGCCGUUCCCGGUCUCGGCAACCGCCAGCUGGUCGUCGUCUUGAAGCAGCGGUCGUCGGGCGAGUGGUACGCUGCGCUGAAGGAUACCGGGGCGGACAAAUACCUCAAGUCGUGGAUGAACCGGGAGAAGACGUUCAAGACGCGACGAGAGGCGCUGGAGGCAUACCUGGGGUUUGCGACGAAGAUGCGAGAGCGGAGUAGUGGGUCGGGGAUGGGGAUGGGGUGGUUUCCCAUGAGUCCGAGGACGAGCAGUCCGAAGGGCAAGGGGCGGUGAGAACGGGCUGGAUGUGCAUGUGGAGAUUGCUAGGAAUGUGAAUGUGUCUGGACAGGACGAGGAGUGGACGUUCUUUCGGUUUGGAUUUGGAUUUGGGUUUGGAUGGAUUCGGACUUGGACUUGUGUUUGGGCGCCGAGCGUGGUGCUUAUAGCUGGCUGGCUGGCGUUGUACAUAUACCCUGGCUGGACUCUAGGACUGCGGCCGGACCAGAGUGCCGAUUGCUGCACUAGAAAGAGACGUAGUAGUAUAUAAUCUGUAAUUCUAAUCGACAACGCGACGCGGG
Molecule: messenger RNA, 1536 nt
Organism: Paraphaeosphaeria sporulosa
Lineage: Eukaryota; Fungi; Ascomycota; Dothideomycetes; Pleosporales; Didymosphaeriaceae
Exons: 1
Coding region: 248-1252 (334 amino acids)
Source: RefSeq, a predicted model, not a curated record